Linum trigynum is the source of this 2931-nucleotide messenger RNA. The record is from the annotation of a GenBank genome assembly. Lineage: Eukaryota; Viridiplantae; Streptophyta; Magnoliopsida; Malpighiales; Linaceae.
CACCCUUAAUUGAAGGUAGUGAAUUGGCGACUUUAGUCGAGGAGCCAAUUCACUAUUUUGUACCGAAUUUACUUCGGUAGUGGAGGUUUGGUUCGUUAGGGCCUCAAUCUGUUUACUCCGGUGGAGGUUAGUCGCCCGCUGGGGACUCAGAUUGAGAGGGUCUGGAGACCUUUAGUCGAGACUUCAGACUGCUUAAGAACCUCCCGCAGUAUAACUAUCAUUAAAAGUGAACUUGAUAAAUUGCAAUCCGGCUUGACUGUAGUCUAGGGGGAACCAUAUCCGGGUGACCUCUCUCGACUUGAAACAACCGUUUAAUUGCUUUGCUUGUUUGCUUAAUUGAACCUGCACUAAAGUUUCACUGCUAGAUAAUAAGAAUUCACUGAGUAGUCAUCACAUCUAGGACCCGGGUUGACAAUAAAACUCAAACCCGCUAUACUACGCUCUAGGAAGUAGUUACACUUGGCCAUUUUCUAGGGUGACAGUAGGAGUGAGUCAAGUUUUUGACGCCGUUGCCGGGGACGGCUAGGUUGUUGAAGAAACGUGAAUUCUGUUAAUUUAGCUAUUCUUUUCGCAUUGUUUGAUUUGUCACAAUUGUGCCUUCACGGGUUUGCUUGCUUGACUGUGUGCAGGUAGUGCAUGACCCGUAACCAGUCGGGAAGUUUACUGCCAUUGAAUUUGGAGCUUGAACGCACCUGCCGCCAACUUAGGAGACAACAACGAGCUAGACUGGCUACGAAAGAGCGCACAGACGGCCACUUGAGUAGCGAUUCUGAGGAAGAGUACGAGAUGGAAGGCAAACACAGCCCACCCCAGGGGAAUCCUCUCCAGGUUCCCCCGGUGAAUCUGUUCUUGGGGAACAACCCCAUACCCCAAGCAGAUGGAUUUCAUCAUCAUCGACCGCCGCCGGGUCCCACCUUGGAGUACUACUACACUCCACGGAUUGCUGACAUCCGCCCUGUCAUCCUCUAUCCGCCCAUUCCAGCGAACAACUUUGAGAUCAAGCCAUGCUGGAUUCAACUCAUUACAUCCUCUAUCCAGUUCCAUGGCUUGAAGGAUGAGGAGGCAAGGGUGCAUCUUUCCCGUUUUCUGCAGCUGACGAAUGGGUUCAAGCUAAACGGUGUCCCUGAUGACGCAAUCCGCCUUCACCUCUUCCCCCAUUCUCUGGCGGGGAAUGCUAAGAGGUGGUUGGAGACCCAGCCCCCAUUGUCCAUCACUUCUUGGGACGAUCUGGCCAACAAGUUCGUGCACAGGUACUAUCCGGCAUCGAAGACCACAGAGAUCCAGCGGGAGAUCACUCACUUCCGCCAAGAGCCAGACGAGUCACUUCGUGAUGCAUGGGAGCGGUACAUGGGAUUUUUCUGGCACUGUCCCCAUCAUGGCUUCAGUGAUGCAUUCACCGUGGGGAACUUCUACAGUGCUCUCGCUCCGGACAGCCAGAGGGUGAUUGAGUCUCUAUGCCCAGGAGGGGAUAUUCUUACUAAGACCCCACCCGAACUGAACCAGAUGAUCAGUACACUGGCUGCAGAUAAACCAUUAAUUGCACAUGUUUUUACUCCUAUUCUGGAGCCGUUUGAGGUGUUGAUUCUCGUGUUUUAGGCCGAUUUCAUGCUAGGUUGUGUUUGUUUGUGAUAUUUCAGGUCCUAGCAAGUGAAUGAAGGUUUAGGAGCGAGUUCGGGGUCGAUUAGACGAAGAUCGGGCGCGAGGCAAGUCACAAAGGAAGCCACACGGGCACACUCACACCUCACACGGCCGUGCAAGUGACCAAUUUGGCCGUGUGGGAUUGUGCGAGCCUUCACACGGGCACAGGUAAAAUCCACACGGCCGUGUGAAGUUGCAAUUUGGACGUGUGGAAUUCUGCGAGGCUUCACACGGCCAGGCUGGGUGAGCUACACCGCCGUGUGCCCCUGGCCGUGUAGGAGCCUGAAACCACAUAAUCGGAACGCGGCGUUUUGUGUCUCACACGGGCAACUGGGUAUGCCACACGACCGUGUGACCCUGCCCGUGUGAGUCGGGAUUUUCUGGUUUUAAGCCAAUUUCCAGCCACAAGUUGGGGGAUUCGAGUUUUAGAGAGACAGAGCGAUUUCUAGAGAGAGAAAGCGACGAACAAGAGUUCCCAAGUGCCCUAGCUUGGUCUUCAUCACCAUUGGAGCUUGGCUUGAGCUUGGAGGAGUGCCGAUCAAUGUCCAGGAGCAGGAAUCCAUCCUUCACAGUAUGGUUUCCGCAUCUGAAUCUGCUUUUGCUUCUUUCUCCAUGGAGUAGUUCUCCCAUUCAUCUGGGUAUGGGAAACCCUAGAUUUGUAUGUUAGGUCUGAUUGUAUGAACCCAAGUACAGAUUCUAUGUUUUGAUUAUAUUCAAUUGAGGUUUGAAUGAUUGAAUGGCAUGAAUCCUGAUCAAAUUCCUGUUGUUUCUACUUUAACCUAGAAUGAGAAUAUCUGCCUUGGUUGAUAGAGCAUCCUUGAUUGACGGUAGGGAGUUGGUGACUUUAGUCGAGGAGCCAACUCACUAUUCUGUACCGAAUUCACUUCGGUAGUGGAGGUUUUGUUCGUUAGGGCCUCAAUUUGUUUACUCCGGUGGAGGUUAGUCGCCCGCUAGAGACUCAGAUUGAGAGGGUCCGGAGACCUUUAAUCGAGACUUCAGACUGUUUAAGAACCUUCCGCAGUAUAACUAUCAUAGAAAUUGGACUUGGUAAUUGCAAUCCGGCUUAACUGCAGUCUAGGGGGAACCAUAUCCGGGUGACCUCUCUCGACUUGAAACAACCGUUUAACUUGCUUUGUGUUUUUGUUUUUUGAACCUGCACUUAAGUUUUACUGCUAGAUAAUAAGAAUUCACUGAGUAGUCAUCACAUCUAGCAAUGCAGUCAAAAUCUCGAUUUUAAGUAAAAUCGAAAACUGAGGUAGAAUCGAAAUCGUAGAUUAAAAUCGUAAAAUCGUA